GGGGUGGGGGGUCUUGCUUUUGGUACUUCCGGAAUCCAGGAGCACGUGAUGUGGUUGCUAAGCAACGUCUGUUGUUGGCGUUGCUAAUCACGCAAGAAGUACUGUAGACAAAAAAAAAAAGUAGAAACCGAAUGUCAGAAAGUUUAAAAUAAAAAUGGCUUUACAGUUGACGGCAGUUAAGGACGAGGACCUGCAAGCGACAAAGGUCAAAGGUCCUGGUCCGGGUCUGCUCAGCAUGUCCGACUCCGAUGCAGACACCAUGGACACAGAAGGAGAAGAUGAGAGCGAGGCUGAAACAGAGCAGGACGUUUCUAUCUCCAUUCAGGAUCCUGGUCCUGUCUCUACCGACAGAGAGACAUCUUUCCCUCAGACUCCACCUAAAACUGACGGAGACCUCCGCAUACGCACUGUCCUUCAGUGCGGCUGUGAGGUCAUGACCUGUCAGUUCAGUAAUGACGGGACUCUGCUCGCUGUUGGACUCACUGACGGCUCGAUCAAGGUCUACAGCACUGACGUAGGGGAACUGGUUCACACUCUGAGAGACCGAGAUAGCAUUGUCUGCUCUCUGCCUGUCACCAGCUUGUGCUUCACACACACCAGCCAAACACACAGCGUCAUGCUGGCUACCUAUGCCAGUGGGUUUGUGAGGUGCUGGUACGUGUGGGGCCGGCAGUGUGUGUGGCGGCUGAAAGAAGCGAGGAAUAGCGGAAAAAGUGAAGUAGGAGAGCAGAGGCAGACCCUCUGUCUGUCCGUUUCUCCAUCCGGUGAACAAGCAGCGACCGGUGGCUCUGAUUCAGCCAUCCAUCUGUAUGAUCUCAACACCCAGCAGAGAAAACAGACCUGCAGGGCCAGCUCGACGAGGACGGCAAUGGACGGGCACAGCUCACGCGUCUUUGCCGUGACGUUUCAUCCCGACAGAGACACGGAGUUCGUUUCGGGAGGAUGGGACAACACUAUUCAGUUCUGGGACACCAGACAGCAACAUGCAGUCAGAAUGCUCUACGGUCCUCAUGUAUGCGGUGAGGCCCUUCACGUUGACCCAUCAGCCAAUCAGAUUCUGUCCGGUUCCUGGAGGAAAUACACCACCCUGGAGGUGUGGGAUUACAGUUCAGGCAAGAAAGUGAGCAGUGUUCCCCCAGACCCACACGGAGACAGCAUGAUGUACACGUGCCAAUGGUUGGGUCAAGAUCAUAUCGUAGCAGCUGGAGGUCAUGCUAACGCACUGAGGGUCGUCGAUCGCCACAGUCAAACGGUGAAGGCACGGUUGUUUGACUUACCCUCUGCCGUGUUCAGUUCUUCCAUCUGUCCAUCUGGAAGGUGGGCAGGACUUAUAGCGGCCACCUCCGGGGACCAAGUGUUCCUAUUGGUUAUUGAUCAGCAAGAAAAGAACCCUCUCUGA
Molecule: messenger RNA, 1399 nt
Organism: Ictalurus furcatus (blue catfish)
Lineage: Eukaryota; Metazoa; Chordata; Actinopteri; Siluriformes; Ictaluridae
Exons: 11
Coding region: 155-1399 (414 amino acids)
Molecular function (GO): protein binding
Source: RefSeq, a predicted model, not a curated record